AUGGCUAAAUCAUAUCAUCGACACUUACGGGCAGCAUUUGAACCCAGUGAUGUCAAAUUAUUAACAGCAACCCCCACAGCAAAAUUACUUACCGAGAAUCCAACCUUGGUAUCGGCAUUAUCACAAAUCUUUCCUUAUUUAUUAUUAAUUGAUAAUCUAUUGUCUAUAUUGACAUGGACUAAUGAUGAUCAUUAUGAGAAUUUCUUGUAUAUGAUAAUCUAUUCGUUUAUUGUUAUGUAUUGGAAUUGGGUGAGUCAUUUUAUAUUACCAUUACUAAUCGCAUCAACUUUUGCAAGUGUAGUUUGGACAAUAUCAUCAGUGGUUCAUGCUUGCAAAUGGGAAGACCCUCCUACAAUUGAUGAGGUCUUAUAUACAUUACAUAAUAUAACGGUGAGGUGUGAAAUGUUAUUUCAACCAUUGAAACAUCUUCCAUUUAAAUUGGAGAAUUAUAUCCGAAUGUUUCUCACAGUAUCACUUCUUACUCCAUUGCAUUUAAUUUUUACGAAAUAUAACAUAAUCACUCCUCAGAAGUAUCUAUGGCUAGUGGGAUUAAGUAUGUUUAGUUUUCAUGCGCCUUGGGCAUUUGCAAUCAGACGAUUACUUUGGCGAUCAACAUAUGUUAGAAUUGCAGCUAUAUAUAUUACUGGAUUUGAUAUCAAACUUAAGAAAAGUCUGUAUAGUGCUCGUUCAAUAAUAUCCAAUCCUUCUACUACUGAUGUGGAAGACUUGUCAACCAGUUUGUCAUCGGCUGCAAUUCUUGGAGAUUUCAAGAUUGUUCAAAAAUCAGUUGUUUCCCCCACACAAAUCAAACAAUUGGUUUUAUUUGAAAUUCUUGAGAAUGAAAGAAGAUGGAUUGGAAUGGGAUGGUCAAGUUUGUUAUAUCCUACAGAAAGAUCAAACUUCUGUUAUGAAGGUUCAUAUAAUUCUGCACCUAAUAUUAAUGAAACUAAAGAAUUCCCAUUCCCAAUUUUUGAAAAUGAUAUAUAUUCAUAUAGAUGGGAAUGGCUAGAUACUGAAUGGAAGUUAGAUCCUGAGUUUAGUAAGUCUAAAUCUAAAGAAGGUUGGGUAUUUUAUGAUUCUAGUUGGAAGGAUGGCCGUGGGAGAGAUGGGUUUUCUCGUUUUACAAGAUCUAGAAAAUGGACAAGACGAGCAAACUUAUUGAUUGAUAAACAAAAGACUGUAUAUGAUGAGUAA
Molecule: messenger RNA, 1194 nt
Organism: Hemisphaericaspora subhashii
Lineage: Eukaryota; Fungi; Ascomycota; Pichiomycetes; Serinales; Debaryomycetaceae
Exons: 1
Coding region: 1-1194 (397 amino acids)
Biological process (GO): peroxisome organization
Cellular component (GO): peroxisomal membrane
Source: RefSeq, a predicted model, not a curated record